ACGGCUGCAGAAGAGCCGCAGGCGACGUCCCCACCAGCUGGGUGCGAGUGGGGGGUGUCCACCCCGCGCCCCACCCCGCGCCCCAGGGAGCGGCUCGUCGUGGGCCCGGGGCGCAGCAUGCCCCCUGCUCCCGGGCCAUGGAGAUCGCGCCGGUGCCCCUGGAGAACGGCCGUGCCAUGACGGUCCGAGGAGCGGCGACGGCUGCAGCAGGUGAGCUGAGAGCCGGCGGGACCCAGGGCGCAGCGGGGGCGCUCCAGGCCCGGGCCGCGCCGGCGGGGCGCAGCGAGGGAGCGCACCAGGCCGAGCCCCGGGGGCGCGGGCCGCGCAGGGGCACGGACCCCGGCGGCCGCCCUCUGCCCCCGCUGCCCCGGGAGCGGCCGCCGCGCCUCCGGGAAGAAGAGAAGGAGGAGGAGGAGAAGGAGGAGGAGGAAGAGGAGGAGGCCGGCGGCUGCCUCGACCCGGGCACGACGGCGGAGGCGCUCGAGGACCCGGCACCGGUCGCGGGCUCCCUCUACCACCACCACCACCACCAGCACCACCACCACCACCACCACCAGCGGGUCCUCAUCAACAUCUCGGGGCUGCGCUUCGAGACGCAGCUGCGCACCCUGGCGCAGUUCCCCAACACGCUGCUGGGGGACCCCACGAAGCGCCUGCGCUACUUCGACCCGCUGCGCAACGAGUACUUCUUCGACCGCCACCGGCCCAGCUUCGACGGCAUCCUCUACUACUACCAGUCCGGGGGCCGGCUGCGGCGGCCCGUCAACGUGGCCCUGGACGUGUUCGUCGACGAGAUCCGCUUCUACCAGCUGGGGGACGAGGCGCUGGAGCGCUUCCGCGAGGACGAGGGCUUCAUCCCCGAGGAGGAGAAGCCAAUGCCGCGCCACGCCUUCCAGCGCCAGGUGUGGCUCAUCUUCGAGUACCCCGAGAGCUCGGGCUCGGCGCGGGCCGUCGCCAUCGUCUCGGUCCUGGUCAUCCUCAUCUCCAUCAUCACCUUCUGCCUGGAGACGCUGCCCGAGUUCCGGGACGAACGCGAGCUGCUCCGCCAGCCCGCGGCGGCGGCCCCGCAGCCCCCCGGCGGCGGCGGCGGCGCCGUCUGGGGAGGCAACGGCAGCAGCGGUGGGGGUCCCGGGGGCGCGCCGCCGCCGCUGUCCGGCCCGACGGUGGCCCCGCUCCUGCCUAGGACGCUGGCCGACCCCUUCUUCAUCGUGGAGACCACGUGCGUCGUCUGGUUCACCUUUGAGCUGCUCGUGCGCUUCUUCGCCUGCCCCAGCAAGGCCGAGUUCUCGCGCAACAUCAUGAACAUCAUCGACGUGGUGGCCAUCUUCCCCUACUUCAUCACCCUGGGCACCGAGCUGGCCGAGCGGCAGCCGGGGGGCGGCCAGAACGGGCAGCAGGCCAUGUCGCUGGCCAUCCUCAGGGUCAUCCGCCUGGUGCGCGUCUUCCGCAUCUUCAAGCUCUCGCGCCACUCCAAGGGGCUGCAGAUCCUGGGCAAGACGCUGCAGGCGUCCAUGCGCGAGCUGGGCCUGCUCAUCUUCUUCCUCUUCAUCGGCGUCAUCCUCUUCUCCAGCGCCGUCUACUUCGCCGAGGCCGACAACCAGGAGACCCAUUUCUCCAGCAUCCCCGACGCCUUCUGGUGGGCGGUGGUCACCAUGACCACGGUGGGCUACGGGGACAUGCGGCCCGUCACGGUCGGGGGCAAGAUCGUGGGCUCGCUGUGCGCCAUCGCGGGCGUCCUCACCAUCGCCCUGCCCGUGCCCGUCAUCGUGUCCAACUUCAACUACUUCUACCACCGCGAGACGGAGCAGGAGGAGCAAGCGGCGCUCAAGGAUGUGCCGGGAGGCCCCAACCCGGGCCCCGCGGUGGACGGCGGAGUGCAGCGCAAGGCCAGCAAGGGGUCUCUGGGCAAAGCCGGGGCGUCCCGAGAGAAUGCAGAAGGAGCUCGGCGGGGCAGCCGACCCUUGGAGAAGUGCACCCUCAAGGCCAAGAGCAACGUGGACUUUGGAAGGUCCCUGUAUGCCCUCUGCUUAGACACCAGCCGGGAAACGGAUUUGUAAAGGGGGAGAGGGGGUCCAGGUAGACCAGGACAGGGGGAGGGGUGGGGUUCACAGAGGCCUUCCGACCCUGACCCUGGGCAUCUACUUUAUACCGCAGAGUAUUCUGGCCCACCCGUGACCGAGGUUGGCACCCUCUCCCUGCCUCCCCCCUCCCCUCCAUCCCUCCCUAGAACCCCUAUCUCCCCUCUUCUUUUCCAUUACACCAAGGGUCGCCUAUUUUUAAAAAGUCCCACAUUCCAUGACGCAGGAGCUGUUGAAAUGGUGAGCGUUGGGAGAUGGAUACUUCUGUAGCCAAUUUCCUAUACCCAGCAGAGGGAUAACCCAAACAAAAAUGACUUUAAAUAGCCCAGAUCCCAAGAGAUGUUGUAACCCUUGGCCCUUAUCCGUGUAUCCCAAAUUUGCUUUACAUAUGGUUAUUUUUGUGUAUAGGGGAAAAUAUUAUUUUUCUGACCAGUGAGUGGAUUUUUUUUUUGUACUGGAGUUCAGAUGGAGAUAUUUUGGAUAUAUUCAAAGACAUAGGUUGUAUUUAGGAAAGAGUGAGUUAUCAGACUGUUUUCUCUUGCUACUUAUAUUGUAACCAGAGACUUGCAGCAUGGUCAUUCUGGUUUCUGUGUCUUCAAGCCUCUCUCUUUUCUGUUGUGGUAUAGAUGCUUUGCAUCUAGGACCGGGAAUGUUCUGGAAGAAAGGCAAGCCUGAUUUUUUUUUCUAUGCGCCUUAAACACUCCUUGUAACUUUCUUUGAAUAGCAUUUUGAUGAUGUUGGAAGAUGACUUCUCAUCAUUCAUUCCCUUCCUUUUUACCCUAGGAAAUAAAAUCUUACUUGGUU
Sorex araneus (European shrew) is the source of this 2882-nucleotide messenger RNA. It is a transcript of the gene KCNA5, whose product is annotated as potassium voltage-gated channel subfamily A member 5. NCBI's taxonomy places the organism in Eukaryota, Metazoa, Chordata, Mammalia, Eulipotyphla, Soricidae. Gene Ontology annotation, cellular component: membrane; voltage-gated potassium channel complex. The transcript has a single exon. The coding region runs from base 138 to 2057 and encodes 639 amino acids. The record is from RefSeq and is a predicted model, not a curated record. Gene Ontology annotation, biological process: potassium ion transmembrane transport; protein homooligomerization. Gene Ontology annotation, molecular function: protein binding; delayed rectifier potassium channel activity.